Messenger RNA from Rhizophagus irregularis DAOM 181602=DAOM 197198, 1129 nucleotides. RefSeq lists its product as uncharacterized. Gene Ontology annotation, molecular function: phosphatidylinositol transfer activity. The record is from RefSeq and is a predicted model, not a curated record. Lineage: Eukaryota; Fungi; Glomeromycota; Glomeromycetes; Glomerales; Glomeraceae.
AUGUCCGAAUAUUUCUUUUUCAAAUUUUCUACUGUUUUAAUGUUUACUUUUAAAAAUUUAAAAUGACAAAUAAUAAAGAGACAGAUAUUAAAUCCCUAUAUACCAAAAUUCCAAUUUUAACUUGUCCUGAUAAUGUAACUUUACCCGUUCCUCCUGAACUUACUGCAGAACAGGAAGAAAAAUUUAGUAAAGUCAGAGAAUACGUAGAUAGCAUUUUACUCCCAAAGGAAGAUGAUCGUUAUCAAGAAGAAAAAAAUUGGGCAUCUGAUGCUUGCUUAAAACGUAAUUUGCGAGCAGCUAAGUGGAAUUUAACAGAUGCAAAGAAUAGAAUAAAAUAUAGUCUAGAAUGGAGAAGAGAAUAUAAACCUUCGGAUAUUGAUCCUAAAACGGUUGAAGCAGAGGCUGUUACAGGUAAACAACAUUUAAAUGGAUUUGAUAAUAAUGGUCGCCCAAUUUUUUAUUUGAGACCUGGAUUGGAGAAUACUUUACCUGGUCCUGAUCAAUUACGCUUUGUAAUAUUUAAUUUCGAAAGCGCAAUUACAAUAAUGCCGGAAAAUGUAGAAAACAUUGUAAUUAUUAUUGAUUUUAAUAAAUGUACCGCUCGAAGUAGUCCCGGUUUGGGAGUUGCUAAAGAAUUUAUGCAUGCCUUGAGUUCUCAUUAUCCUGAACGAUUAGGAUAUUCUUUGAUUAUUAAUGCUCCUUGGUAUUUUUGGGGAUUUUUUAAAUUAUUAUCUCCCUUUAUUGAUCCCGUUACAAAAAACAAAAUUAAGUUCGUAGAUAUACAUAAUCCUGGUAAAACGGUUCAAAACGCCCAAUGGGUUAAUUGUUUAGAUUUUAUUAACGAAAAUCAAUUAGAGUCGGAGUAUGGCGGAUCGAACGCUUUUGAAUAUCAUCAUGAAACUUAUUGGAAAACUUUAUGUGAAAGAAUUGGAAAAUCUCCGUACUAAGUUUAUUAGUUUAUGCAUAUAAUACUAUAUUUAAUGAUAUUUUUAAUGAGUAAUUUAGCCAGUUAGUAAUUAUGUUGAUUUAAGAUUACAUCAAAGCACGUGACUUAUGAUAGUUUGAUAAUGUUCUGUAUAAAUAUUUGAGCUUCAGAGUAUCUUCAGUUCAAUUCUCCAUUUAUUGAAAU